Molecule: messenger RNA, 5067 nt
Organism: Rhincodon typus (whale shark)
Lineage: Eukaryota; Metazoa; Chordata; Chondrichthyes; Orectolobiformes; Rhincodontidae
Product: FA complementation group M
Exons: 17
Coding region: 1-5067 (1688 amino acids)
Biological process (GO): replication fork reversal; double-strand break repair via synthesis-dependent strand annealing; interstrand cross-link repair
Molecular function (GO): four-way junction helicase activity; 3'-5' DNA helicase activity; four-way junction DNA binding
Source: RefSeq, a predicted model, not a curated record
AUGCUCAGGAGGAAGGUCUUGGAAUCAUUUACACAACGCCUACUUAAGGCUGGAGCCCUAAUUCAUAAAGAUAUAGCAACUUUAACCAAAUACCAAAUUGUUCUGUCACGGGAACAGUUUAGAAAAAAUCCUCCAACAAACAUUAUGGGAGCUCAACGAGGUAUGGUGGAAGGAGAUUAUGCUGUUUGCAUUAGUCUUUAUCACGGAUAUGAACUUCUGUUACAAAUGGGAAUGCGAUCAUUAUACAGCUAUUUGGAAGGCAUUAUGGAUGGAUCCAAAGGAAUGACACGAGUGCGGAGUGAGCUGUGCAAAAAUACUGACUUCAGGGAGUUGUAUGAGCAGCUGAAAGCUAUGUUUUCAAAUGGAAGCAGCCUUUUUCAUUCACAAAUUGGGUCUGAAAACAGAAAACAAUUCAUCUACAGUCACCCCAAACUACAAAAGCUUGAAGAGGUUGUCGUGGCACACUUCAAGACUUGGGCCGAAUCUGGAGGUCCAAAAAUAUCUGAAGGAAAGAAUAGUGGUGUAAAUACUCGUGUUAUGAUCUUCUCCUCAUUUCGGGAUAGUGUUCAAGAGAUUGCUGAGAUGCUCAGCAGACAUGACCCUCUGGUGCGAGUCAUGACAUUUGUUGGGCACUCUUCAGGAAAGAACACAAAAGGAUUUACGCAGAAGGAACAACUUGAGGAACGUGAGAGUGGUGCAAUCAAUGAGCUUUCUCUGUCAGAAUGGAGUCUUUGGCAAAAUCGUCCAUUUGCUACCUAUUUGAUUGAUCACUCUGAUCGCUGCCUGCACUUCAUAAGCAUCAUGGACAUGAUCGAUUUGAUGAGACAAGAAGAGAACAGUGACAAUUAUUCAUCAGAUAUCAUGCAGUAUUUAAAUGUGGAUGAUAUUUUUGAAGCACCUUGCAUGCAGCAAUGUCAAGUUGGAGAUACUUCUGUGGCAAAUAAUCAGGAUAAACAUAAAAUGCAUCAAUUAAUGAAACCUAGAUGUGACAGAAGGAAAUGUGUUGAGAAGAAUAACAUUUUUUGCAAGUUAACAAAUAAAGCUAAUGUAUGCACUCUUUCUAAGAUGAAUAAAAGGACAAAAGUCCGGUGUUCACCAUCUUGUCCUAGAACUGCAAACUCUGCAGAAACCAAAGAAGCUGCAUUUACCAUUAAGGGAAAUACUUCAAAAUCAAGCGAACAGAUCUGUCAGUCGGAGGAAAAAUUUAAAGAGGACUUAAAUGGUGAAAUACAGAAAGCAACUAAGUUUAGUGGGGCAGACACAACAGAAAUCUUGGAGAGUCCCAUGAAAAUCUGUAUAAAUGUAGAUUCUGCUGGAAGCAAAUCAAUAAGUUCUGAAUACAAAAUUGUUGAUGCAAAGGAGAAAGAACAAACUGAGUGUCACGAUUAUGAACCAGUAAAAGAUUACAUGGUAAAGGAAGUAGUGGCUGGAACACAUGAUCUGGUUUCCAAAUGCAAUGUUUCAAACUGUGUCAGUUCAGACUCCAGUAGCUUAAUUAAUGAAAUGUCAACAAAUGGUAUCAAUCUGUCUAAACUAUUCUAUCUACCGGAUGCGCCCAUAGCUCGGGGCCACGGUUCAGGGCGCACAUCUUCAAAUACAGAUUCUCAAAGGUAUUCUUUCUUACCAGAUGUUGAACAUCCUAAUUACGAUUAUGAUGUGCAAGUUCCUACUGGUGUAGAAAUAGUUUUGGAAAGAGUAAAAUCAUUUCUUGCUACCUCUCCCCCUAGACUAGACAUGCUUUCUUUUUGCAAAGAAGUGAAUUAUGAAGAAAAUAAUAUUUCAAAAAUCCCACCAAAAAAUUCUUUAAAUUCUGGCCAAGGAGGCAAUCAAGUUUUCAGUGGUUCACCAGCAACUAAUAUUAAACCAACAGAUUUAAUGACUUGUAGAGAGCCUGAGGAUUUGAAUGAUCGUGUUGACAUGCAUUGCAGUCCUUCCUGGGAUGAUUUAUUCGACAGUAAUAUUGAAGAACACUUGGAUCAAGAUUAUCAAGCUCAAUCUGGUGUAAACCAAGAAGAAUUACCUGAUCCUUUGCACAAGUAUCGUAACUCCCCUGAUAAAAACAAAAACAGAACCAGUAAAAUCUUCAAGGACUGUACAAAUGACAAGCUAUUUGCAUUUGAGGAAAGCUUGCCUUUGUUUGAAGAUGAACCAUCAUUUGGCAGCCUUUUGUCCCAUCAUGCUGCCAGCUACAAAAAUUGUGCGAUCGGAAAGGAUGUCUCUGAACUGAUAAGGCAUUCUACUGGGUUGAACACACCACUGCUACAUGCCCAAGCAGUUCCUAAUAAUUUAAGAAACCAUGAAACUGAACACAACACAACUUGCAGGCCAUUUUUGCAUCAAUCAUUUCAUAAACAAAUGCUUUGUGAAAAUUUGUGCAUUGAACAGCAUAGAUCAAUGAUUGAUAACAGCAAUGUGUACAAUUGUUCAGAGGAAAUCUUUUCUGUCAACUUUGAUCUGGGCUUUUCAUUUGAAGACUUAAAUGAAAAUAGUGAUAUUUCAGUAACCAAUACAGUUUACAACAAAACGACUGAAUUGUCAGAACAUCCUGCAGGCAAAUCAUCUUCUGAUAACACAGAUAUAAUAAAGACAGAACUAGUUGAAUGUAUCCCUGAGGUUCAGAAAAACCACAACAGCAAGAUUAUUUCAAAAUUAUUUGAAGCAGGGACGAAAGUAAUGAGAGAUUGUUCAACACCAGAGUCUGGAAAGCAUACAUCCUUAACACCAAGCAAAAUAGAAACCUUGCAUCUUAACAACAUUUGUUGGGCAACACCAGAUUCAGCUCUGUUCUCUCCAAAAUAUCAGUCUGAUCUUCCGGUACCCUCAGUCUUUUCUCCAGCUGUUGCAUCUUUUACAACACCAGAAAAAAGGGGUUCGUCACUCAAACUCUGUGAUAUGACUUGCAGCAACCCACUGUUUAAAAAUGAUCUAGUAAUUAGCCAGCACCCUGCACUAAAUGUCACAGAGGUUUUAGUUGAUAAAGGAUCUUUGAAAGAAUCAGCAGCCUCAUCUAACACUUGCGCUGCAAUCCACAGCGCACCGAGAAGUGAAAAGCAUGAAAAGGAGUCUCUUACAAAUAAAAAGAAUAUUUUUUGCAAAAUUCUUGAAGCAUCUUUUAAUGGUGGGUGCAACAGUGAGAGUGAAGAUGAAGUUAUCAGAAAGCCUCGUAAAAGAAUGAAACUUGGUGUUCUGGAAUCACCUGAGGUGACUGGUACCAAUGAGCUCAAUGCUCCUGUUUUACCCAACUGGAAAGCCAGGAAAAUGCUUAAUUUAGGCUUCACAGACUUUGAGGAUGAUGAUUUUAAAGAAACUUCAAACAAGAAUAAGAACAAUGCCAAGUUGUCUAGAAAUAUUCAUCAAUCCCGGAGGGAGCAUGUUGCUCGACAGUUUCUUGAUGAAGAGGCUGAGCUUUCCUCAGAUGGAGCCGAAUAUGUGUCCUCUGAUGAAGAUGAUUAUGACAACGUCAACGAUGAUUCUUUGAAAGGUUUCAUCAAUGAUGAAUCUCAGCUUUCGCAAGUUAUAAGUGAUGGUGACAUGCAAGAAAUUUACCUGAAGUCUGUACGUAGUCCUAAUAUCUACAGUAAGAAAAAGAUGGUCUUCAGUAAAAAUGAAAUGACCAUAUUUUCACAGAUUCCUGAACAGGAUGAGACCUACAUAGAAGACAGCUUUUGUGUUCAUGAGGAAGGUGAAGCAGAUAAUCAAACUGAAUUAAGUGGUGAUGAAAUUGUGAAUUUUGAUCUCUUGAAUGAUACUCCCAUUGGAAAAAACAAACCAUAUGCAACUCGGAGCAGAACAAGAACAAAAAUUGUUGAAAUAGAAAGUAGUAAAGGUGCCUUGACCAGAAAGAGGAAAGGCAGCCGGAUAAUUUUGUUGAAUGAUUCCAGUGAAGAUGAACAAGAUGUGAACGUAAACCAUAAAUUGCCAAGAGAAAAUUUAGUACAAAACAACAAAAGUAAACAAACUGUAGAAGAACAAAAUACGUCAUGUUAUCCAAACCCGAUCUUAAUAGGCGACUGUUUUAGGGAGUGUUCGUUAAAAAUGACUGUACAACAACCAGCAUGUGUUGAUGGGGGUAAACCUUCAGAUCCUUGCUCAGGGAAUAGAUGUCAUGCCACGCGCUUGAAUCUCCAGGCUUCGGUAUCUGAAGCAUUAGACUUUCAAAUAGAGCAAAAACAUUCAAGAAGGUGUAGUUCAACUACUGCCUCAGAUUUUACAUUGAACUCGAUGCAACACAAAGGACAAGAUAAAUGCCAUGUGAGCAGACUUCAUUCCAUUAACUCUAUUGAAGCUGCCACAUUUUCAAGAUCAAGUGAAAAUCCAUGUAAAGACAUUCUGGUCAGCAAUCAACAGGCUGUAUGUCAUGGAACAGUUCCACUGAAGGUUCUUGUGGACAGUCGCGAAAUCUCCUCUGGGCCAAACCUGGUCUCCUGUUUACGCGUUAAACACGGCAUAAAGGUUGAGAUUUGUAGUCUCGGUGGAUGUGAUUAUAUAGUGAGCAACCGGAUGGCAGUAGAGAGGAAAUCCUUAUCGGAGUUUGCUAAUAGCGUAAAUCGAAGUAAGCUUGUAGACCGGAUUCAGCAUCUUCAGGCCACGUUUGAACGUGUGUGUAUCAUUGUGGAGAAAGAUGGAACAAAGCCAGGAGAUAUAGCUAGGAUAUUCCAGAGAACCAGAUACUAUGAUGGGUUGCUAACAUCUCUGACUGUUGCUGGAAUCAAAAUCUUGUUCAGCUGUAGUCAGGAGGAAACAGCUGGUCUGAUUGCUGAACUUGCCCACGUUGAAGAAAGGAAGAAUGCAGCUAUUACUGUCCCAGUGGAGGUUCAUGGUCAUUGGCAACAAGUUUUACAGUUCUACCUCAGCAUUCCUAACAUCAGUUAUGUAACAGCUUUAAAUCUCUGUCAUCGGUUCAGCUCUGUGAAAGAAGUAGCCAACAGUUCAGUGGAUGAAUUAGCAUCUCGAGGAAAGGUUAGUCACCGCCGAGCUGAAGAAAUCUAUCGAUACCUUCACUAUGUGUUUGAUCGACAGAUGGUACCUGAUCAUCUAGGACUGCAUAACCGUAAACAAAAUGUAUAG